UUGUGACAUCUCUCUCUUCUCUUUUGUUUGGCUUCUUCUGCUUUGUUUUCUUCUUUGGUUUUUCGCGAUGCAUUCGGCUUCAAUCUAGAGUAAAUGUACGGUUGAUAUUGGAUUUCACCUCUUCUUUCUCUAACUUUAACCGUGAUUCUCGGUUGAGAUUAAGAGGAUCUCUUCGACCGUUUCUACGAUCUCCAGUCCAAACGGUCGGAAAUCUAUUGCUCGCUCUAUCCUUAUUGGAUUUUUACACCCGCGCGCCCGCGCACACACAGGGAGGGAAAGAGAGAGAGAGAGAUGGCUCGGAAUUCGUUGGAGAAGCUAGCAUCGAUCGAUGCCCAGCUGAGGCUUCUCGUCCCGGGAAAGGUUUCGGAAGAUGAUAAGCUUGUGGAGUACGACGCUCUUCUCUUGGAUCGCUUCCUCGACAUUCUUCAGGACUUGCAUGGGGAAGAUAUCAAGGAAACGGUUCAAGAGUGCUAUGAGCUUUCAGCUGAGUACGAGGGGAAGCAUGAUCCUCGGAAGCUGGAAGAGCUUGGUAGUGUGCUAACGAGUUUGGAUCCUGGGGAUUCUAUUGUUGUGGCUAGCUCAUUUUCACACAUGCUCAACUUGGCCAACUUGGCCGAGGAGGUUCAGAUUGCUUAUAGGCGGCGGAUUAAGCUAAAAAAGGGAGAUUUUGUUGAUGAGAAUUCUGCGACCACUGAGUCAGACAUCGAAGAGACUCUCAAGAGACUUGUAGUGCAGCUGAAGAAGUCUCCUGAAGAAGUUUUCGAUGCACUGAAGAAUCAAACCAUAGAUCUGGUCUUUACUGCACAUCCUACUCAAUCUGUCCGGAGAUCAUUGCUUCAGAAGCAUGCGAGGAUACGAAAUUGUUUGGCCCAGUUGUAUGCCAAAGACAUUACUCCUGAUGAUAAGCAAGAGCUCGACGAAGCUCUACAGAGAGAGAUUCAAGCUGCUUUCCGUACUGAUGAAAUCCGUAGAACUCCUCCAACUCCACAAGAUGAAAUGCGGGCAGGAAUGAGUUAUUUUCAUGAAACGAUCUGGAAGGGUGUCCCAAAAUUCUUACGUCGGGUUGACACAGCUUUGAAGAACAUAGGAAUAAAUGAGCGCCUCCCUUACAAUGCCCCUCUUAUUCAGUUCUCUUCUUGGAUGGGCGGGGACCGUGAUGGAAAUCCUAGAGUAACUCCAGAGGUUACAAGGGAUGUAUGCUUGUUGGCUAGAAUGAUGGCUGCAAAUCUGUACUAUUCUCAGAUUGAAGAUCUAAUGUUUGAGCUGUCUAUGUGGCGUUGCAGUGAUGAGCUUCGCGUCCGUGCAGAUGAACUACACAGAUCAACAAGGAAGGACGCAAAACAUUACAUAGAAUUCUGGAAGCAAGUCCCUCCAAAUGAACCUUACCGUGUCAUACUCGGUGAUGUGAGAGAUAAGCUAUAUACUACUCGUGAACGGUCCCGCCAUUUAUUGACCAAUGGGAUCUCUGAUAUUCCUGAGGAAGCAUCUUUCACCAAUGUUGAGCAGUUCUUGGAGCCUCUUGAGCUUUGUUACAGAUCCCUGUGCUCUUGUGGUGAUCGGUCAAUUGCUGACGGAAGCCUUCUUGAUUUUUUGCGGCAAGUUUCAACCUUUGGUCUGUCGCUUGUAAGACUCGAUAUCAGGCAAGAAUCAGAGAGGCAUACUGAUGUCAUAGAUGCUAUCACAAAGCAUCUGGACAUUGGGUCAUACCGUGAUUGGCCCGAGGAAAAACGCCAAGAAUGGUUGUUAUCUGAGCUCAGUGGCAAGCGUCCUUUAUUUGGCCCUGACCUUCCCAAAACAGAAGAAAUUGCUGAUGUUUUGGAUACAUUUCAUGUCAUUUCCGAGCUCCCCUCGGAUAACUUUGGGGCAUAUAUUAUCUCAAUGGCGACAUCCCCAUCUGAUGUGCUCGCUGUCGAACUCUUGCAGCGUGAAUGCCACGUGAAGAAGCCAUUGAGAGUUGUGCCACUGUUUGAGAAGCUUGCGGAUCUCGAUGCUGCUCCUGCAGCCCUAUCUCGAUUGUUCUCGAUUGACUGGUACAGGAACCGAAUUGAUGGAAAGCAGGAAGUUAUGAUCGGAUACUCAGAUUCUGGCAAGGAUGCCGGGCGUCUUUCUGCUGCUUGGCAGUUAUACAAAGCUCAAGAGGAGCUUAUAAAUGUUGCUAAGCAAUUUGGAGUUAAGCUGACAAUGUUUCAUGGUCGAGGUGGGACUGUUGGAAGAGGAGGUGGACCCACCCAUCUUGCCAUUUUGUCUCAGCCACCGGACACAAUCCAUGGAUCGCUCCGUGUGACGGUUCAAGGUGAAGUUAUCGAGCAAUCUUUCGGAGAGGAGCACUUGUGUUUCAGAACUCUACAAAGGUUCACAGCCGCUACUCUUGAGCAUGGGAUGCGUCCGCCAAUCUCGCCUAAGCCGGAAUGGCGUGCACUGAUGGAUGAGAUGGCUGUUGUGGCUACAGAAGAGUACCGAUCAAUUGUCUUCCAAGAAUCAAGAUUUGUUGAAUAUUUCCGCCUUGCAACACCCGAGUUGGAGUAUGGUCGGAUGAACAUUGGAAGCCGGCCUUCAAAACGGAAGCCCAGUGGGGGUAUAGAAUCACUCCGUGCAAUCCCAUGGAUCUUUGCGUGGACGCAGACAAGGUUUCACCUUCCUGUGUGGCUCGGAUUCCGGGCAGCAUUCAAGCAUAUCUUGGAGAAGGAUAUCAGGAAUCUCCAUAUGCUGCAGGAGAUGUACAACGAGUGGCCAUUUUUCAGGGUCACGAUUGACUUGGUUGAGAUGGUUUUCGCCAAGGGCGAUCCAGGCAUAGCUGCUUUGUACGACAAGCUGCUGGUGUCUGACGAUCUAUGGCCAUUCGGAGAGCACUUGAGAGCCAACUAUGAAGAAACUAAGAGUCUUCUGCUCCAGGUUGCUGGCCACAGGGAUCUUCUCGAAGGAGACCCGUACCUGAAACAGAGACUCCGACUGCGUGAUUCUUAUAUCACCACCCUUAACGUGUGCCAAGCAUACACACUGAAGCGGAUUAGGGACUCCAGUUACAAUGUGGAGUUGAGGCCCCACUUGUCAAAGGAGGCGACGGAAUCAAGCAAGCCUGCCAAUGAACUUGUUAAGCUGAAUCCGACGAGUGACUAUGCACCUGGCCUGGAGGACACCCUCAUCUUGACCAUGAAGGGUAUCGCAGCUGGCAUGCAAAACACAGGCUAAAAAUUGUUUGGUGUUUUUUUUUUUUUUUGUCUGUCCCGUUUCUUUUAGCACAUGUUAAGGAACACUUGUUUAUUGAGCUGGUUGAGAGAGGGAGACAGAAGCUCUGUUGGGUUUCUUCUCAAAUGCCUACAGCAGGAACAGUUUUCAUGCGUGGAUGGGAAAAUACAAAGGAUGAAAGUAGCUGUAGAUUGCUUAUUAUCAUGCAUUAUAUGAAUGUAUUUUGUUUUGUGUACA
Molecule: messenger RNA, 3423 nt
Organism: Magnolia sinica
Lineage: Eukaryota; Viridiplantae; Streptophyta; Magnoliopsida; Magnoliales; Magnoliaceae
Product: phosphoenolpyruvate carboxylase 2
Exons: 10
Coding region: 292-3189 (965 amino acids)
Biological process (GO): carbon fixation; leaf development; tricarboxylic acid cycle
Cellular component (GO): apoplast; chloroplast; cytosol
Molecular function (GO): phosphoenolpyruvate carboxylase activity
Source: RefSeq, a predicted model, not a curated record